CGAGGAAGUGAUGUAUCCCUGUACUGCAAUCGUUCCAGGAAAUAGUUUAUAGUUUCCAGCAAGGUUUUUUUCCGCCUUUGUCUUGUGUACUGACCUGUAGCUAGUACUGAAAGUAUUAAACGUUCAAACUGCAAGUUUCCAUUUAAAUUGUAUCAUUGAACUCUCCUUUUUUUUUUUUUUUUUCUCCUGUUAAGAAUUUGGAUUGUCAAGAAUUCAUGAUGAUGAGCCUUUUUUCCCCUCUUUUAUUUGUCUCUGUUCUGUGUAUGAACAGCUUCUCAGGAGUGCAGGGAAGGAAAUGGAAAGGUGAAGGCACUACUCAAAAUCUGGAAAGUAUUGUCAUUGGAAGAUGCCAUGAUUAUAUUAGAAUUGUGAACCCUGCUGUUGGUGAGAAGAAUUGUUCACAGAUAUGGGAAGCAUUUAAAAAUGCAUUUAUUAACAAGGAUCCUUGCAGCAUUCUACCUAAGGAUUAUGAAUUAUUUAUCAACCUCACAUUUCACACGAUUCCGCCUAACAAGUCUCUUUUCUGGGAAAAUAAUCAGCUACUAGUCAAUAGCUUUGCUGACAGAGGACGUCGCUACAUGUCCAUUGGUGAUACUCUGUUUGGCUUCAUUGGAGAUUUUCUGAACUGGUGUGGGCAGGCAGACAGCCCUGGCCUGGACUAUGAAUCCUGCCCUACCAUGACGGAAUGUGAAAACAAUGCAGUGGAUUCUUUCUGGAGGAUGGCCUCAACCACUUAUGCAAAGCAGAGCUCAGGGGUGAUACAGGUCUUGCUGAAUGGUUCUGCAGAGGGAGGAGCUUAUCCACAGCCAGGUUUUUUUGCAGAUUAUGAAGUACCUAAUCUCCAGAAAGACAAAAUCUCACAGGUUGUCAUUUGGGUCGUGGAUGAUAUUGAAGGACCAGAUAGAGAUUCCUGUGGAACUAAUAGUGUAAAGACAUUAGAAAACAGGCUGAAAACUCUUGGUUUUGAUGUCACUUGCACUGACAAUUACAAGUCUGUAAUGUUCUUACUCUGCCUGGAUAACCCUGAUCAUUCUAAGUGUGCCCUUGCAUCCUAAGGGUGAGCAUGCAGUUCUGCAGUAUUGCCACAUGGCGUUUGCAGUGUGUAAGCAGGGGAGCAGCCGCCCCUUCCUUCCCAUCCUUGUCGGUACUCAAAGUAACAUAAUCCCUGGUGUACCUGAAACACCAGUCUCACACUCUCCUGGGGUAACUCCAGAACAACUCAGCUGUUCUCAUCCUCCUUAGGAAAAGUUUCCUUGCUUGUUUCCUUCAUGAGCACUGUAUUCCAUCCUCUAUGCAUGGCACUGUAAUAAGUUUGAUUAAUUUCUUAUAUAUCCCAAAUCACAACAGAGCUUCCCAAUCUGAAUGCAAAACUAUCAUUUCCUCUCCCUGAAAUUUAAGUAAUUUAAAUACUACAAGCCAAUGAAUACUUACAUUCUUCCCAGAAUCACUCAAUUCUCUGCAGUAAAUGAUACCACCUCCAUAGAAACUAGCUACCUUUUCAGAAAGAGCCUUAAGCAGAUGCAUAUAAAUGAUUUGAUGAUUACCUACUUAGGUAUGUUUUCUGUGUUCUGUGAUGGUCCAUCACCUGGCUGGGGGCUGGUCACCAGGGGUAUCACUAAUUGGAGAGGGUAUCUGUUAGCAAAAGUUUCCUUUGCAGAGUAGGUGCUCACAGUGUUUUCAUACUGCCAUGGCAAACAGUGGGACAGGCAUGCAGGGGCUCAUGCAUCCCCUUUCACCAGGGCUGGUUGCUAUUACAAGGCUGACAGCUGCCCUCUCAGCCUCCAGAGAAUAAAGUCCUAAGCCCAAAAGCAUCAGAGUUGGACAAGUGAUUUUUUAUGUCACCACAACUCCCACUACACAGGCAUAGCAAAAGAGAGAGCUGGGCCAGGGUAGCAGAAGGAUGGCCUAGAAGGUGCUGUGAUGUACCUGGGGCUUCUUGCAUGGUGGUGGUGCCCCUUAACUCCUCUCCAGACUUGAACGAUGUUCCUGCUGAGUCAUAUGUGGACUUCGGCUUGUUAAGGUGACACCCUGACGUUAGAAAAAGCUUGUGAGUAAAAAAUACCCACUAGAUGGCAGAGAUGGCUUACAAAUGUAAGCAGGAGGAAGCCAGAUGCAAGCUGUUAGUGGUGGCAUGGAUUACUUGCAUUAUUGCUAUGUCAGGGAGACAUAGAAUUGGGUCUGGGUAGUGUUGCACCAAGUGCUCUGAAAAUACAGUCCUCCAGGACCACUGCUGUCUAGAAGAGCACUAUAAAAUCACAAGCAUAAGGCCAGAGACAGCAAAUGGAAGUGGAGAAACAAGAAGGCACUUGUGUGAAGGUAGAAAGAAGAGUUCCCAAGGUUUUGCAAAGAUAUUCUGUUUAUAGAAUCAUGACAGCCAAAGGGAAUCUGUUGGCAGGCUCGUAUAAAGAAACUUCUGGCUUAGCACUUAGGCCACAAACUUCACCCUUGGCAACAAACCCCUGAUAUUUAAAAGAAUCCUAACUCAGCUCUGUGCUGUGAACAUCCUGUUUGUUUUCUCUUCUUCAGAUCUGCACCAGCUGCACAAAGAGGACCUAUAUCUUCAGACAGAGGAGGCAGCUGGAACAAGCUCAUGUUUGUUUCUUUUGCAGGCUUUUUGUUCCGAUUUGCUUUAGUGUACUGAGUUAAUCAACUGAAUCCAUAUCCUCUGUUUGCCUUAGCUGGCUAUAAAUUUUGCUUCAGCUGAUUUCUAACUGCAGUUUUAUUCUACUUUUGGGACUGCAAAACCUGCAUAUUAAAACCCUGCAUACUAGAUACUGGGUUGUUUCAGUAUUGAAAAUUAUCCCACUGGUGCUAGAAAGCCUCACCGUUCAUUUUCUUUUUCUAGAAAAAGUUCAUUGCUAUUUCCUCUUAUCUUUAUUCUCCAGAAUUAAACCAAGAAAAAUUCUUCCUGUUCACAUAUUUCAGAAAGAAAAAUGAUACUAUGCAUACAUCACCCACAGAAAUGGCUUGUUUGUAAAACCAUCCUAGCAUCUGACCUUGGAAACUAAGUGACUGAUUAUCGUGUUUUGGGAAGGUGAAACAUAAACUCAAGUGGGAGAGAUCUUAGAUUGCUCACUUGAUACAAGAUGCAAUAGGUAAGACAGUGGAAAAGUAAACUCAUUUUCAUAAGUAGUCCAAUACUUGGGCCAAACUUAAAAACUAGGGUACAGCAAGAUUCUGGGUGCGAACUUGCAUGCAGUUAUUUACUUUAUUUACAGUUAUUUACAAUAUCAAUUGUUUCAUCAUCUGCACAGCUGUCCUUCAGCUGGCUGUUUCCUGGCCACUGGAUAGCAAAUAGUCAGAAAUACCAGGUCUAGAAAGUUCCACAAUUUUUCCAGCACAAUAUGAUUUAUGGUAUAUCAUGUUCAGAUAAAAACCUGCCAAGUCAGACAUUGGCUUGCUUGCAGUGAACUUGGAUACAGGGUUCAGAACACACUGAGGAGAGAGCAGAUGUCAUCCUGGAGGUUUCUUGGGUUACUUGUGUGAAUUCCAGUGCUUCAGCUAGAGGCUCCUCUAAACCACCAGGACAUCCAGCUACCAAGAUGACCCAUAAAUCUUCAGAAAAAAAUAGUCAUUCUACAGAGAACAAUUGUAUGUAGCUGGUUUUUGCACAUUUUGUGUUAGCUUCUGUAUUAUUUAUUUGUGUUUGUAUUGACUGGUUGCCAGGAAACUUGGAGAGGAUGUUCCUGUUACCUCAGUGAAUCUGAUUUAAGGGUCCAUAGUAGAUUUACAUCAUUUCAAUACCUGAUGCAACAGUAUCAUGUUGUAUGUUUGAAAGAUAAAGUAUUUAAAAUAUGUUGUAGUUGCUUAUUUGUCUUGCUUCUCUGCCUGUAAUAAUCUUUAAUUUGGUUUUAAUGCAAAUCUCUUUACAUUGCACACAUAUUUGGGUUUGCCUACAGGAGGGUUUAGGCUCCAGCCUGGAGGAUUUUUGUAUCUUUUUCAGACACAAAAUUGUACUGAAAGUACAGAAGUACUGAAAUCAGAAGUUACAGACCUUUAAAAAUCUGGGCUGUAUUAUGCCUCAGAAUUGUUCCCUAUCUGUGCUGUAACUUUAGUCCUUUGAUUAGUUCCUUGAACAUUCUGUUCAUUUUUUAUUGUUUUGUUUCACGUUUUAUUGUUUACAGCAGCCACCAGAGUAGUAAGAAAGGUAUCUGUAACACCUCAUAUAUGUGACUCAUGUAUGGAGUCCCACCUCAGAUAGCUAAAGCCAAGCAAUUUUGAUCAACCUUCUAUUUGCCCACAGCAGUUCAUAUCAGUUCUGUUUGCCCACAGCAGAUAAUAUCAGACACAUGUUGGGCCCCAGGCUGUAGAGAUUAUGUGUGUGAGGCUCCCAGUUGUCCCAGCCAUCAUCAGGGCUGGUGUGUGCUGCUUACUGACCUCUGUGUGAGAUCCAGAGAACAGCUUAAUGCCAUAAACAGCCUUGUGCCUCUUAGGCAACUUCCAGCCACAAGCCAAGCAUCCCAGCUGGCCAACUUUUGCUUUCCAGCUUAUGAAAGCUUUCCAGCCUCUGCAUGUAAUUGACUCCAGCAGCACAGUCACUGCUGGCAGUUACACAUGGUACCAAACACUCAGUAAAAAGUGCUAAAUAAUUCUGUUUUGGAAGGCAAAUUAAAAUAUUAAGUAGGAUAACUUCAGUUUAAACAAUUGAGAUUAUUUAAUGCAUAGCCUUAUGUCAAAAACAACACACUCAGAACCUCUUGCAGUGUUUUUCUUUAUUUCUAAUGUUCUUUCCUCUUUUCCCAUUACUUCAACUCAGUAGCAAUGACAGCAAUUUCUUUUCUAAUACCUGUUCAAUUAAGUGUCUCAAACUUGCUUAAAAAACUUGGGAAUAUCUGGAAAGAUUUUUAGCUAUCCAACUAAUAUAGCUAGUAAAAAAAAAAAAGCAGCAAGGCAAAGUUCUAGAUGCAUAGGUUUCCUGAGACUUUUAGAGGCAGCAAAUUUCAAGCUGAGUGUGAAUCAUUUGUUCUGAGUUUUACAUAAAGAACAGUGUGACUGGCAUCUCAGAAGCUGAGGGGCAGGAGUGUCAGCAAAGCAAGAAACAAUAAGGUCAUUUGUUACUCCCAGAGAGAAGGAGGGACAUGAACAUGACCUUUUUUUAUUUCUAUGGUAUAAGGGUGUGCAUAGCACUAUUUACAGAUAUGUGUUACAUUGAAGUGGUGACUGUCAGCCAGGUGAGCCCGUGCUAUGUCUUGAACACUCAGGAAAUGCUCUGAUUAGCAAGGUCUAAUGUAAGAGCUGUGCCAAAUCUGGAUAAAUCAUAGUGUCCAAAAGGCAUCUACCCUUUUCCUUAAAGUCAGUCAAGCCUGGGGAAGUUCACAAGUAUAGAUUCAAAAUGUUUCAACCAUUCAUAUUUGUACUAGCAGUGCUACAAAAACAGCUGUCUCCAGGUGUGAAAUUGGGGGAGAAAAUGUUUCAGAUGAAAACAAUAUGUAUAUCACUUAAUUCUGAGUCCUGUUGGAUGCCAGAAUCCUGUGCAAAUCUAUUCAUAUCCAACUACUUGUGGAAAAUGAAAAUAUCAGAUACAGGAGCAUUACCUGCAGACAGACCUAUGGAAGCUACUGAGACUAAGGCAGUAUUUCCUGCUGUGCCCACUUUGUGGACCAUGUAAGAACUCAGUCAUCUUACAUUCUUCAUUCCUGUAUAGAAGUUAAUAUACUCUCCCAUCCUACUAACCUACUUUUUCUUUUUGCUACAUGCAUUUCAGUCAUUGUAUCUGACAGAAGCUGAACUCUCAUUCAGAGUAGUUCCUUUUCCCAGCAUGUAUAUGCAUGCACACGUAUACAUCUGCUCACACCUGCUCUGCCUAUUUUUAAAUGUAAAGUCCUGAGUGCUCUGGAGUAAAAAGUUAUGAGAAUAAAGCGAGGACAACUUGA
Molecule: messenger RNA, 5873 nt
Organism: Serinus canaria (Common canary)
Lineage: Eukaryota; Metazoa; Chordata; Aves; Passeriformes; Fringillidae
Product: ADP-ribosyl cyclase/cyclic ADP-ribose hydrolase 2
Exons: 9
Coding region: 216-1055 (279 amino acids)
Biological process (GO): positive regulation of B cell proliferation
Cellular component (GO): plasma membrane
Molecular function (GO): NAD+ nucleosidase activity; phosphorus-oxygen lyase activity
Source: RefSeq, a predicted model, not a curated record